AACGUGGGUGAUAUUUCAUAUUCUCUUACCACCAUUCCCCGGUUUUACUGAUGACUCAUAGCAAGGCUGCAGCGAAUCUCUGGUCCGCUUUCUUUCCACUUGCAGACAGCCUUGUCCCCUGCUAGUGUCGGGUACCGGGACGGACUACCGAGCGUCGCGAGGCUAUUCACAACACACGAACUCGUGGGAGAAGCCUAAACGUUUGCCAUUGUGCCUUGGUGUAGUAUAUCAGCAGUUUGCAUUCUCGUUGAUUGCACGAACGUCUCUUCUCCGCAACACCACACCCUGAAGGAAAGAACUCUUCGUCUCCCUCGUUACAAGAAUUCGUAGGUCACACAGCGAUUACUCUCUCGGAAUUUCUAAUGCUAAUGCCCGUAGUGUAGUGCAUCAUUUAGUGUGUAUGGCAUAAUCGGAGAGCUGGCAUGGCAGAGUGGACUCCUAUUGCCCCUCAAGGUUCUUCGUCUCCCAUAUUUCCCAAUGAGCUCGUUGAUAUGUUCAUCGAUCAUCUUGAUGACACGGACACCUUGCUGACUUGCAUGCUUGUUCAUCGGUGUUGGGCGAUUCGAGCGCGUUAUCACCUCUUUCAGGACCUCACUAUCCGUCCCCUACUUGUCGAUGGCGUCAAAUCCUUUUACCACCUUCCCAUUAAAGCUCGUGAGCUAUCCCCUGUAACUCGAGGCCACGUAACGACAUUAUCCCUGAUUGAUCAAGGGCAAUCCUCGGAGGUGCACAUCGAUGUGAUACUUAUGCAGGAGCUGCUACUGCUGUUUCCAAACGUCGAGAAUAUCAAGCUGGAGGUCACGAUCAUAGGAACCCCAGAUGCACCCCACCUGAACUUCACCCCUGAUCUCGGUCAAAUCCGUCAAUUGCGUUAUCUGAAAUUGAGUACGAUCGUUGAGAUCCUGCACGAUUCCGACCUCCUCGACUUCUUCUCCCUGUUCUCUCGCAUUGAUAGGUUGUACAUCGAAGAUUGCAGUGCGGACGUUAUCACGGCAGUCGAUGUUGAACAUUUCCCUGAAAUUCACGCUUUGGAAAUCCUUGACCUCGUUACAGACGAUUUUAUCAAUGGUUUGUUUAAGGGUCCUCAUCAAUCGAGAUUCGGGUCCGUUCAAGAGUUGGCCUUUUCUAUCUUCGACCACAACAAUGAUGCUCGCUGGGAAACCGUUCUCGGUGAGGUUGGCCCGAAACUGCCCCAGCUCAAGGUUCUAAUCUACGAUCCCGUAUCGGCUUAUUUGCACGACGUUUUCCGGGUCCUGGAUCCACCCACCCUUCGAGCUUCCUUCUGGGAGAUGCUGGUUGAUUGGGAUUGCUGUCUCGCCUUACAGAACUUAACUAUCCACUCUUACGUUUGCAGCUCCAGCGUCGGCCAUAUGAUAGGACAAGCAGUCUUUGCUGCAGUUAUCCAGAUUCUCUGUGAUCUUCGCAAUUCAAGACAUGCUUGCACCUCCAGUGAGACUGGCAUAGAGCACCUUACCAUCGAAUUCGAGGUGGACCACGAAUUUGAGCAUUUUCGGGAUUUGUUCAGAGGGGCACCAUGGAAGGACCUGGAGAAGGUGCUACUUGAUCUUCGCCAGCAUCCCAGAAUUCGCUUACGCGAAGUUACGUUGUUGCUCAGCGGCAUUAAGCCGUGGAGUGAAUACGACGAGAGGCUCAUUGAUCAAGUGGCGCUUCGCAUGGAGAAAGGUGUCGAAGGAAUGGGUCCAGAGGGGUUUGUGGAAUUCGAACGGUAGCUCUAUAAGCUCCACGAGUCAAACACUAGCUGUUCACUAUAAGCCCCAUCCUGGGCGUAACCCGGGAGGAGUACAUUCGUGACUAUUGCGUAUGAGAACAGUAAAUCAACCAGAUGAAAGGUCUGACCUGUUACAUACAUGCAAACAUGUAUAUGUUCGAAAUGACGGCUGUCUAUAUAUAGCGGGCUUCGGUCCAGUACGCUAGUUGUUUCUCGUAUUUCAAAAGUUUUUGCUUUAAUAACGCU
This is a messenger RNA of Somion occarium, 1975 nucleotides long. NCBI's taxonomy places the organism in Eukaryota, Fungi, Basidiomycota, Agaricomycetes, Polyporales, Cerrenaceae. The record is from the annotation of a GenBank genome assembly.